This is a messenger RNA of Chara braunii, 1614 nucleotides long. NCBI's taxonomy places the organism in Eukaryota, Viridiplantae, Streptophyta, Charophyceae, Charales, Characeae. The record is from the annotation of a GenBank genome assembly.
GCCCGCGCAACAUUGAAUAGCCAUGGGUAGUAUGGGUCCAGAGCACGCCGUCCCUAUCCAACUUGAGAUGGAGAAGAAGUUCCAGCUUGUCAAGCAAGUCGCGUACGUCUGCAAGGCCUUCGCAGUGGGGGUGGGUUGUGCUGACUUCAAGGAGGCCGAGAAACAGUAUCCUCUCCACACGAAGAAAGACAUGUUGGAGAAGUUCGUCAGUGGCGUCAGGAGGGGUCAGAAGAGUACCCCCGCACUGAAUGGCUAUAUUAAAAGGGCUUUGGACUGGAAGAGUAAGGAGAGGAGACUGCAAGCAAAGGAGGCUCUUCACGCGUUCCGUUCGACACCUCUCACGGAGCCCUUCGUCGACUGGACGGAGGUGAAACAUGAGAACGACGCGGCGAAAGUGAAGAUUAUCAACAGCGACAUACGCCUACUGUCAAAGCUGCAGAUGGAGAAGCUGCCAAUAUCUCUGGCGAUUUUCGACUUCCCUUAUGGCUUCGCGCAUGAGGGACAUGCGUCUGAUCAUGAGCUGUUUCCGGAGUCGGAUGUUCUGGAGACUGGGCAGCGCGUGAUGGCGCACUGCAACUUUGAUCCUACGGAUCCACGUCACUACUUCCAGCUCUUUAAUGUUGUGACGCAGAAGUACCAGCACCCUAGCGGCAGUGUCCUCUGCCCGUACCAAAAGCUGUACAGUUUGUACUCCUGGCUUGUGAAAAAAUUUUCUCCUGCGGGGGCCUGCAUUCUGGACGGUUUCUCCGGCUCUGGCACAGGCGCCAUUGCGUGUGUCAAGGCGAAUCGGAACUGCCUCGUGGUGGAGAUAAACACAAAGUGCGCGAAGGGCAUCGCAAUGAGGCUUCUGACAGACAUCGAUGACACACUCGCAUGUGAAACGCCGAAUAGGAAACAAAAGGCAUCGCAAGGCAGCCCGGCCUCGAACCUGUCUGCGGACGCGGAAUCUGCCGGUAUUGAGCUUGUGGUCGACAGGGACACGGGCACUGCUGCUGGAGUGGCGCGGAUCGUCGGGCAGGGCGCACCGGUAGUUGUCGGGCCGUCUUGUGUGCAGAAAACUGCUUUCGGGCCAUCUGCUGAGCCUGCUUCGAGACCAUCUGUUCAGCCUGCUGAACAUGGUGUUGGGCAGGCCGGUGAGCGGCCACGUGUUUCCAGCGAGCCUUCUCCCGUGCCUGUUCCUAAGGCUGUUCCCGAUGCUGGACCUGAGGCUGAGACGCAACUUGUGGUCACGACUGCUCCCGCUUCUGCAGAUGUUCAACAGACUAUCCUGAGCCUCGCCUUGAGCCAGGAUUCAGACAGAACGACUGCUGGCGGUAGGAGAGGGCGCAAACGAAAGGGCGGUGGCGAAGAGGUAUCGAGUCCACCGGGGGGGGUAACGAUUGCCCUCAAGGCCAACACUCGCUCAGGAAUUGGGAAGUGAGUGCGGUUGUAGCCCUGUGCCCACCUCGGCUGAGGGGACAACGCUUCAUUUAGAUAUAGCCCUAUAUGACAGUGUGUGGACACGCACUCGCCAUAUAGACCUAUAUCACAUGCGUUGCCUCGAAGUUCGAACCUYUAUCCCACGUGUGCUGCYGACCACAGAAACGCCCCCGAUGAUAAAAAGGGAUCCAGGAG